AUGAGUCGUGACUCAGAACCCGAGUCGGUUCUUCUUUGCCGAGUUCUUUCACAAAUUCAGUUUCCCAUUCAGAAGUUCAAUAGAACUCAAAGAACCCUCAUCUCACCUUUGGAACUCACGAGGUAUUUGUUUUUGAAUAACAUUAACAAGAUGGAACACACUGAGGAUAUUGUAGGCAAACAUCGGGAGAAACACGAUGAUGAGGAAGCUGUUGCUCGUCUCGAAGAAUUUAAGAAGUCUGUUGAAGCAAAAAUGGUGCUACGUCAGAGUAAUUCGAACCCUGAAAGGCCUGACUCAGGUUUUCUCAGGACAUUGGAUUCUAGCAUUAAGCGCAAUACAGCUGUUAUUAAAAAACUAAAGCAGAUAAGUGAGGAGCAGCGAGAAGGUUUGAUGGAUGAGUUGCGCGGUGUCAACCUAAGCAAAUUUGUUAGUGAAGCAGUAACUUCAAUUUGUGAUGCGAAGCUUAAGACUGCAGACAUACAAGCUGCUGUUCAGAUCUGCUCUUUACUUCAUCAAAGGUACAAAGACUUCUCAUCUAGUCUGGUUCAAGGUCUCUUGAAAAUUUUCUUACCUGGAAAGUCCACCGAGGACUUAGAUGGAGACAAAAAUUCAAAGGCCAUGAAGAAGCGGAGCACACUAAAACUUCUAUUGGAACUUUACUUUGUUGGAGUUGUAGAAGAUAGCAGCAUGUUUACAAACAUCAUUAAGGAUCUCACUAGCACGGAACAUUUUAAGGAUCGUGAUGCAACCCAGACAAAUUUAUCCCUUCUUGCUAGUUUUGCUCGACAAGGAAGAUAUCUUCUUGGACUGCCUCUGACUGGACAAGAUAUGCUGGAAGAGUUUUUCCAGGGACUUAAUAUUACAGCAGAACAGAAAAAAUUCUUUAGAAAGGCAUUUUUAACCUACUAUGACGCUGCUGUAGAACUACUUCAGGCAGAACAUGCAUCACUUCACCAAAUGGAGCAUGAUAAUGCGAAGAUUUUAAAUGCUAAAGGUGAACUGAGUGAAGAAAACGCCUCUUCAUACGAAAAGCUGAGAAAAUCAUAUGACCAACUGUAUCGUGGUAUCUCAUCAUUAGCAGAAGCACUUGACAUGCAACCUCCAGUGUUGCCUGAGGAUGGUCAUACGACCAGAGUCACAUCAGGGGAGGAUGUUUCGUCUCCUGGUGUUGGCAAAGAUACUUCUUCUCUGGAAGCCUUGUGGGAUGAUGAAGAUACUAGAGCUUUCUACGAGUGCCUGCCAGAUCUCAGAGCCUUCGUUCCAGCUGUGUUGUUGGGAGAGGCAGAACCAAAGUCGAACGAGCAAUCUCCAAAAACUCAAGAACAACCCAGUGAUCUGGCUCCUGAAUCAGAUAAAGGUCAGAUAGCUACUCAAGAUACUGCAGAGGUUUCUGCUGAUUCUGGAGCCUUACAGGAGGAUAAAGAUAGCAAAGGGAAGGAUAAAGAAGAAAAAGACAAAGAAAGGACCAAAGAGCCUGACAAAGAGAAGGGAAAAGAAAAGGAUGCUGAAAGAAGAGGAGAAAAUGAAAAGGACAAAGUUAAAGGUCUUGAAGGAACAAAUCUUGAUGCUUUGCUACAGAGGCUCCCAAGCUGUGUGAGCCGUGACUUGAUUGAUCAGUUGACUGUAGAGUUUUGCUAUUUAAACUCGAAGGCCAACAGGAAAAAGCUUUUGUUGGAGGAAGAGUUCAACUUUUUAAUAAAUAAGAAGGAUCAAAUGAACAUUGAAACAAAGAUCAGGAACAUACGUUUUAUUGGAGAACUUUGCAAGUUUAAAAUUGCAUCAGCGGGCCUUGUUUUCAGUUGUCUAAAGGCUUGUUUAGAUGAUUUUACUCAUCAUAAUAUUGAUGUUGCUUGCAAUCUUCUUGAGACAUGCGGUCGCUUCCUCUAUCGGUCUCCUGAGACUACUGUACGCAUGUCUAACAUGUUAGAGAUAUUGAUGCGCUUGAAAAAUGUCAAAAAUUUGGAUCCUCGUCAGAGCACUUUAGCAGAGAAUGCUUAUUACUUGUGCAAACCACCAGAAAGAUCAGCCCGGGUCUCCAAAGUUCGUCCUCCACUGCAUCAGUACAUUAGGAAACUUCUUUUUUCGGAUCUUGACAAGUCUACGAUUGAGCAUGUACUGAGACAGUUACGUAAACUACCUUGGACUGAAUGUGAACCGUACAUUUUGAAGUGUUUCUUGAAGGUUCAUAAGGGAAAAUAUGGUCAGAUUCAUUUGAUUGCAUCCCUCACUGCUGGUCUGAGUCGUUAUCAUGAUGACUUUGCAGUUGCUGUUGUUGAUGAGGUUUUGGAAGAAAUCAGGCUCGGAUUAGAGUUGAAUGACUAUGGUAUGCAGCAACAGCGCAUUGCCCACAUGCGUUUCUUGGGGGAAUUAUACAACUAUGAGCUUGUCGAUUCAUCUGUUAUUUUUGAUACACUCUAUCUGAUUCUCGUUUUUAGCCAUGGGACUGCGGAGCAAGAUAUGUUGGAUCCACCAGAAGAUUGUUUCCGCAUCAGGAUGGUUAUAACACUUCUUGAGACUUGUGGGCAUUAUUUUGAUAGAGGUUCAUCGAAGAGGAAACUUGAUCGGUUCUUAGUUCAUUUCCAGAGGUACAUAUUAAGCAAAGGUGCACUGCCCCUGGAUAUUGAGUUUGACUUGCAGGAUUUAUUUGCUGAAUUACGCCCCAACAUGAUUCGAUAUUUAUCAAUUGAAGAAGUUAAUGCUGCGCUAAUUGAACUUGAAGAAUAUGAGCUCAGAGUUUCAUCUGAGAAGGCUCACAACGAUAAGCUUUCAGAUACAGAAAAGCCUCCUAGAAGGACUUCAUCUGGUGCUCUAUCUGUGAAUGGACAAAUCCUUGCAAAUGGCACGGAGGAAAAUGGUGAAUUACAUGAAGAGUUUGCUGGGGAGACCGAUAGUGAAUCUGGGAGUGGCACCACUGAGCACGUUGAUAAUGACGAUGAAGAGUCAGAUGAAGAUAAUGAAGGCGAAAGUGAUGAUGAUUAUGAAGAUGGAGGUGAACCUGCUUCUGAUGAGGAUGAUGAAGUGCACGUCAGGCAGAAGGUGGCAGAAGUGGACCCUCAGGAGGUAGCCGACUUUGACCGAGAAUUUCGUGCUCUAAUGCAGGAGAGCUUGGAUUCCCGAAAAUUGGAGCUGCGAUCACGGCCUACAUUAAACAUGAUGAUACCAAUGAAUGUGUUUGAGGGCCCUACCAAGGAACAUCAUGGGAGGGGGGUUGAAGGAGAAAGUGGUGAUGACACCACAGAUGAUGGGGCUGGAGGAACGAAGGAGGUUCGGGUGAAGGUCCUUGUGAAGCGGGGAAACAAACAACAAACAAAGCAAAUGCAAGUUCCUCGCGAUUGGGUCCUGGUACAGAGCACAAAGCAGAAAGAAGCAGCUGAGCUUGAAGAAAAACAAGAUAUCAAAAGGCGCGUCUUAGAGUACAAUGAUAGAGAAGAGGAGGAACUCAAUGGAGGGACCCAGGCACCUGGGUGGACACCAAGUGGUGGAGGCAGAGCUGUGAACCGCGGCCACACAUGGGAAGGGCAUGGCCGAACUUCUGGAUCGCGCCACCGGAAUUUAUAUCAUUCUGGUGGUGGGCAUUAUUACGGUAGAAGAAGGUGA
Molecule: messenger RNA, 3597 nt
Organism: Fraxinus pennsylvanica
Lineage: Eukaryota; Viridiplantae; Streptophyta; Magnoliopsida; Lamiales; Oleaceae
Source: the annotation of a GenBank genome assembly